Molecule: messenger RNA, 965 nt
Organism: Bursaphelenchus xylophilus (pine wood nematode)
Lineage: Eukaryota; Metazoa; Nematoda; Chromadorea; Rhabditida; Aphelenchoididae
Source: the annotation of a GenBank genome assembly
AUGGCUCCAGCCAAAUAUAAGUGAGUUUUUGAGGGGACUAAUUGGAUGACUUAUGGUCUUUGAGAGAUCAAGUGCUUGGUUUAGGAUUUCCGAGGAACGCAAGUUGGACAUUUUAGAAAUUUGGCAAAAUCACAAAAAUUGGAGACCAAUUAAGAAAAGAGGAUAUCCCAAAUAAGACGCUCAAUCCUUUUUUUAAAUUUUGCGCUCGCAUCUAACAUAAAAGACCAGAUGGGUGAGAAAAAAUUGCCCAUAUCUUUGCCAGAUUCGUGGGAGAAAAAUUGAUUUUUUUUUUGAGGAAACAUUGCCCUCCAUGGUAGAAAUAGGCAUGACCUUUUUUUGCCAACUUCCGACAGAAAAUCAUAAAAAAGUCACUUUUACAAAGCGCGAGAAUCUCGUAUAUGUCAUAGAGAAAAGUGAUUCUUUUCCAAGUUUUAUCAAAAUCUGAGCGUCGCAAUUGGGGCACUUUUCGUAAGUCCAAAAAAUUUUCAAUUGGGUUCCACAAAAUUUCCGGAGGCGUUCAGUGAUCUUAGCGACUAAUUUUUUUAAUGUUUGGCCUUUUUUGCUGCAAAAUAUUAUUUCUGUUAUGCGCUGGCUAAAACCUUUUUUCCGACUCAAAAUACGUCCUACUCCUACCGCCAAUUGACACAAGAAUUCACAAACGUUUUUGCUUGUAAACUCUUAUUUAGCAAAACCUAGUCACCUCUAACUCAAAAAUUUUUAGUGUCUACAAGGCCUCUCUGUCCUCCUGGAACCGUAAUGAAGACUCCUCACCUCCAGUUGACGACACAAUUGUCACCUUUGUGAUAUGCGGGUUUAUUUUGCUUUCAUUACUCCUAUGUUUCUGCUACACCGAGGACAAGUUGAAGAAUUGGAAAUUGAUGAGGAAGAGGAAGCUGACGGAAGAAGUGGCUAUCAUCGAUGCAAAUCAGAAUCUUCAGGGCUCUGUCGAAAUUCCCGCGGCUUGA